This is a messenger RNA of Drosophila biarmipes, 4723 nucleotides long. RefSeq names its product mucin-5AC. Gene Ontology annotation, molecular function: GTP binding; GTPase activity; calcium channel regulator activity. Gene Ontology annotation, cellular component: plasma membrane. The coding region runs from base 204 to 3800 and encodes 1198 amino acids. NCBI's taxonomy places the organism in Eukaryota, Metazoa, Arthropoda, Insecta, Diptera, Drosophilidae. The transcript has 13 exons. The record is from RefSeq and is a predicted model, not a curated record.
CAAGGGAACCGCAGCAUCUGCAGGAUCGGGAAAGGGACCUGCCGCCGACGGUAGCCACAUCAAUGGCCUCGCCCAUCAUAGGCAAAGACAGACGAGGCCCAUAGUUCCGCCAACCAUUAUCCAAUAAUCUCUAUCAACAGCCACUGCCGAGCCGCUCCUCCGGCGCCAACUCCGGGUUAAGUCUGUUGGAGAGCUUGGUCUGCAUGACUGCCGAUCCCAUAUCGUUGUGCUUUUGGAUUUGCUUGCAGCCCGACCGCUAUGUCCCCGGCUCCCCCAUCUUCCGCGACUCCAGCAGCCCAACGCCCCACCCCGCCCUCGCGGGGCCUAUAACAUCACCGCCCACCUCAGCCUCCUCCGCCUCCGCUUCCGCCUCGCCAUCCCCCUCCGGCAACAUCGCCAGCAGCACCGCCAGCAGCAGCACCACCGCACCAGGAGCAGCCGCAGGAUCAGCAACGUCCAGGAGCCGAGGAGUCAGAGCCAUGACGGCAUCUCUUGCUCAUGCCGCACAGGGUAACCACAACAACAACAGCAGCUCCAACAGCAGCAGCCGAGCCAACUCCAACUGCGUCUCCGGAAAGUCCAAGCCACCGGCUGGUUAUAUGAGCACCCGAUCGGCGGCGAUGAUGGCCCUGGCUUUGGGUCAGACCUCGGGCGGAAGGAGCGACAAGUCACCACCAGCUCCCCGAGCCAACUCGCCCGCCCCAUCUAAACCCCAAGCGCAGUACCAGUCUCAAUCCCAGGCGCCGUCACCCCAUCCCGGUGCCAGAAGGAUAUCCAAUGCCGCUUCGCUGCCCAACAACGUGUCCCGUUCGAAGCCAUCCACUCCCUCGGCGACCAGGGCGGCCGUCCAGCUGAACGGUUCCGGUCUCUUCUCCGGCGGCAGCAACUCCAGUGGCUCCGACAACGAUGGGUUCAGUGCGUCCGGCUCUUCGGCGGCCACGGCUCUGCGGCGCCUGUACUUCAAGAGCGGGCGGAGCAUCAAGAACAAGAUCAAUGCCUCGACCACGUCGGCGACUCCUCUGAAUGGACUUCCCUUGAAUCCCGUGUCCAGUGCCUAUCACAACUCCGUAGCCGGACCCAUGCACAAUAUGACCACUGCAGGUGGAGUGCCGAAGCUGGUGGUCAUGGGGACCUCAUCGGCCUCGAUUCCGGACACCACCAUCAACACGUCCACGGACUCGGCCUGCACCCUCAUCACGAACGUAACCCACACGGACACCUCCGAGACGUGCGACUCCCUGGACCUGGGUGACAACUCGGGACCCAGCGAGCCGCUUUUCAGCUCGCUGGAGGAACCGCUCCUCACCGCCGUCCACAUCGACUCGGAGCACGAGGGAUUCGGAGGAGUGGGUGGCAUGGGCGGUGUGGGAGGAGCCAAUGGACGCGGUGCCACUGAGCUGGAACUAACGAGCUGUUCGAGGUACCCGCCCAGGCCCGACAUGAAUCUCCAGGACAGCGUGGAGAGCCAGGAGUCCUGUUUAUCCAUCCUGACCGGCGAGCCGUCUUCCACCACCCCCCUCCUCUCCUCGCAGCGGCGUCACCCUACGGGCGGCCACUCGCCGGGCAGCCAGCGGGAGGAGCGGCGGUGCCGGGACCGGGAGCCCAGCACGGCUCCACCGCCCACUCGGGGGCGGGAGCACUUCACCUUCGACCCCCCACAGUCACCGAAGUCGGCGCGAAGCAGCGAAAAGUCCGCCAGCCACUUUUCCUUCAAGAGCUAUGGUAAUGACUCGGGAAAGGACAUGGCAGCAGGAUCCGGAGCAGCAGCAGGGGGAGGACCUGGAACGGGGGCUUCAGGCAACGGGGGCGUGGCCGCCAGCGAGGGCGAUGAGGAGGAUGACGAGCGCAGUGGCGAGAGCGUUGGUCAUCGCAGCAAGAAGCUGCGACCCCGGGAGCGUGACCCCAACCACAUCUCGCCCAGCGUGUCGCCGUCUCACAGUCGCCGGGCGAGUCCGAAGCGGGAGAAGCGGAGGACCACGCCCAUCGCCUCCACGGGGGCCAUAGCCAAGGUCAGCUCGGCGCCGCCCACAAUGAAGGAGGCGAAUUUCUUCGGGAGCUCCGGGAAGCAAAAGCAGUCCAGGCAAUCCCAGAACAUCCCGCCCCACCAGCUGUCCCCAUCCGCCCAGCAGCGGAAGUACUCAUCCAGUUCCUCGAGCGGAAGUAGCGAGAGAUGCCUGAGAGAGGCCACUGGCCCCGGCACCAUGUUCCCCUUCGAUCGCGAGGCUCUGGACUACGAGCGCAUCCAGCGGGAGUGCUUCGCCCCCAGCUCCACGACGGCCAGCAACAGCAGCGAUUCGGAGGCGGAGAACUGUUCCGUGUACGAGAGGAAGUCCGGGGCAGACAUCUUCCAGCAGUACUCGCGCUUGAGCCAUCAGGAGCAACUGCAGCAGCACUACCAGGAGCGCGAUCGUCCGCCCUCGCGCAAGAACUCCAAGCGCAUUCGGCCGGACUCCGUGAUCCACACGACCAUCCGGGAGAACCAGCAGUACGUGCCCCAGGUGCCCCACUCGGACGCCUUCUAUCCCCAGGCCAAGUCCUCCUCCUCGCCCAGCGACCACUCCUACGCCGAGCUGAACAAGUUCGAGGACAUCGCCAGCAAGUUCGAGCAGAUCCCGCCCAAGCACGGCUCCAUGUCCGGAUCGGGGUCGAGGUCCGGGUCCCUGUUGAAUCUGCAUCACAUGAUGCCCAGUCCGGGCAGCGAGUCCGCCGUCAGUCCCACGGACUCCGCUCGCCGCAGAUCCUUCAAGAGCAAGCAGCGGCACCAGAAGGAGGAGCACUUCUACAUCCAGACGGAGGAUCGCAGCAGUGGCGGCGGACCCAUCAACGUGACCGCCAAUCCCCUGGAGGCGGCCGCCGUCUGCAAGCAGCCACGUGCCACAAUCGUCGUCCAGCAGCCCUCGUUGAGUCUGGACAAUACGGUGGAGACGCUGCUAAUCAAGAACGAGGGGGACUUCAUCAGCGUGGAGCAGGGCAAGGAGCUGGUGGCUCGCAAGCGCAACUCGCAGCAGCUGGCCCACCCGCCGACCCACCUGCACCACCACCCCCAGGGCCACGCCCACCCCCACAGCCAUCACAAUCAGAACCACAACAACCAGCAGCAGCAGCAGCAACAACACAAGCGGGACGAGAACAUGAGGCAACUGCUGGAUGUGACCAACACCCUGACCAUCGAGGAGCUGCGCGACUUCGAGAUGCGGUAUGGCUCACCACAUCACAGCCGCUCGCAAUCGGUUAAGAUGCCCGGCAGCCGAGCGUCGGGAAGGCCGAAUCAGUUGUGCCUGCCCCAGCAGAGAUCCAGAGUGGCCUCCAUGCCGAACACCGGGGUGGAGGAGGAGUACUACCGGCUGCGCCACUUCUCGAUCACCGGCAAGGGUGUGGUCAACCGCGGCGACUCCCUGAAGAGCCGGCGCAGCCGCUCCAAUAACAGCGUGGCCAGCUCGAACUCCAGCACCGAGCACCUGACCGCCCAGCAGCAGCUGUCCGCGCCCGCCUCCGUGUCCGCCAGAACAUCGCUGGCCUCCAGCCGGGAGAGCAGCACCUCCAACCCGGGCAACGGACCUUACAGGGUCCUGAUGCUGGGAGGUCCUGCGGUGGGCAAGAGCUCGCUCGUCUCGCAGUUCAUGACGUCGGAGUACCUGCACGCCUACGACACGAGCAUCGAUCUAGGCAACUGUGAUAUACGCAUUCUAAUUGAAAAAGCCGCCGACGGUAAAAGCAACCAGCAACUGAACCAUAUUAAUAAUAACCUGUUAACUAUGCUACUCUUACUAUUAACCAACUAUCUCUAUACACACAAUUGAAGCGCUUUCCAACUAUCCAACUAAAACCAACCUAGAAACACUGCCCGACUGCAUUAGCCCUGCGAUCCCCCCUUGGGCUGACCACUCCCCCACAGAGCCGUGACACACCUGCCCACCAGCCCCGCCCCGGAAGUUAGAGCCCAUAGAACCACACGAACCCCACCACCAAAUACACCAUGCAGACCCGCAGACCCUCCAAUCGAAUGUCAAACGAUUGCGGCCUUUGUUUCGCCCGUGAUUUAUGGCCCUUCGAUGGGCAGCCUUGAGGACUGGCAAUCGAAAUUGAAAUGAUUAUGCACAUCACACAUCCCAAACAAAUGAAAUUUAAUUAAUGAUUCAAUUAUUGAUUGCGGCCGGGGACGAGGGGCCACAAUGGUCGUGCCAUAUACUCAAAAUUAUAAAUGCCCGGCUAUAUAUAGUGUUUUUAAUUAAGUAAACAAAAAGAGCACAGAGACGCAUUAAAUGAAUAGCAAUCGGGAGAGCACUGGCAUCGCAAACAAACUCAUUUGAGUGUCCCCGCACUUUCCCUCCGCUUUCUCCCACUUUCCACUUUGCAGACGAGCUUGCACCCCUGCGCUGCAUACUUCAGGGGGCCAGUUUAAUUUCCCAUAAAUUAGCAUACAUUUCGGCGCUCUCGGGGCGGACUUCCGGCCAGUGCCCGGCCGUGCUCAUCCAACUCGGCUAAUGGGUACCCGAAUUCCACACACCAGAUACCAGAUACCAGAUACUCGCAUGUAGAGGACGACACUUGUAGAUAGAACCCAUCAGAGACACCCACAGACACCAGCCACAUGCGCACACUCCUUGUUCUGCACUUUCAAAAAUGGAUGUUGUACCUAAAUCAUUUCAUUGCUUGACAUUUAAGUUCCGAACUUGGCCAUAGUUUUGCUUUGCACAUGACAAUACCCGGGUGCUAACCUAGA